Beauveria bassiana ARSEF 2860 is the source of this 957-nucleotide messenger RNA. Its product is annotated as DltD domain-containing protein. NCBI's taxonomy places the organism in Eukaryota, Fungi, Ascomycota, Sordariomycetes, Hypocreales, Cordycipitaceae. The coding region runs from base 1 to 957 and encodes 318 amino acids. The record is from RefSeq and is a predicted model, not a curated record. The transcript is spliced from 4 exons.
AUGCCAGCUGCUGCAUGGUCAGAAACCCAUGUUGCAACUUGCGCAAUCAUGGCACCUCUUUCAUCGUUCCAGGUUGUCGAAUGCAAAACCAUCGAUGGCAUCAUCAUCAGGGGAAGGUUCUAUGCCGUCGACGGUAAAGGGCCGGCAAUUAUCAUGACUCCCGGGUUCAACUGUGUCAAAGAGAUGCUGCUACCUGACAUAGCAGAAACUUUUCAAUCGCAAGGUUUCAAUACCUACAUAUAUGAUCCACGGAGUAUUGGUGACAGUGAUGGCUCUCCAAAGAACCUCAUUGAUCCCCUUCAACAAGCAGAAGAUCUCGCAGACAUUGUCACGCACAUUUCUUCGCUUCCAAGUGUUGACUCGUCCAAGAUUACACUCUGGGGAAUGUCGUUUGGUGGCACCGUCAGCGCAUGCGCCGCCGCUGUAGACCGUCGCGUCAAAGCUCUGGUCAUGGUCUGUCCAAUUUUGAGUUUCUACCAAGCCGAAAAGCGCGACAAGGCAUUUUUGCAAUUGAUACGCGAUCGUCAAUCCCAGUUGCGCGGCAAUGAGCCGUUUAUGCUGCCGCCGUUCAACAGCAAGGGCGAGAAUCCGAUUGGAAUGGCAGGCUCGGGCGGGCCGGGCGGCAUCGAAGCGUACGGAUUCAUGGGUGCCGUCAUUGACCGCGGCGCUCCCAACUUUCGGAACAAGAUUGCGCUGCAGACAUAUCAGAAGCUGGCCUGGUGGCAGCCAAAGGAGAUUUUGAAACUUGUGGACAAGACGCCAGUCUUGAUGGUGACGCCCGAGCUAGAUACCAUGUCGCCCCCGGAAGAGCAAAAGGCAGCUUUUGAGCUGUUUCCGCAGACAAAGAAGUUUCUGGAGGCCAAGGGCAAGGGCCACUUGACUGUACUCAGUGGUGAAGGCUCGGUCGAGGUGGUUGAUGCUAUGACGGAAUUCAUACGGGAGAACGUGGCAGGCUAA